Molecule: messenger RNA, 2425 nt
Organism: Condylura cristata (star-nosed mole)
Lineage: Eukaryota; Metazoa; Chordata; Mammalia; Eulipotyphla; Talpidae
Product: cytochrome P450 1A4-like
Exons: 6
Coding region: 80-1438 (452 amino acids)
Biological process (GO): progesterone metabolic process; hormone biosynthetic process
Molecular function (GO): steroid 17-alpha-monooxygenase activity; heme binding; iron ion binding
Source: RefSeq, a predicted model, not a curated record
GGUGUCUCCUCCUGGCCCACGAUCCUUCCCCAUCAUAGGAAAUCUUCUGCAGCUUGGAGACCAUCCUUAUCUUACAUUCAUGGAGAUGAGGAAGAAAUACGGAGAUGUCUUUCUUGUCAAACUUGGCAUGGUGCCUGUAGUGGUGGUGAAUGGGAUGGAUAUGGUAAAGCACGUAUUACUCAAGGAUGGGGAGCAUUUUGCAGGCAGACCUAACAUGCAUACAUUCUCCUUCCUGGCAGAAGGAAAAAGUUUUUCAUUUUCAGUCAAUUAUGGAGAGAGUUGGAAGCUUCAUAAGAAAAUUGCCUCUAAUGCUUUACGGACAUUUUCUAAAGCGGAGGCAAAAGCCUCUACUUGCUCUUGCUUACUUGAAGAACAUGUCGUCUCUGAAGUUUCUGAGCUGGUAAAAGUCCUCACAGAGUUGACUUCUAAGAACAGUAGCUUAGACCCCAGAAGUGCUAUCACAUGUGCAGUGGCCAAUGUUGUCUGUGCCCUUUGCUUUGGCAAGAGAUAUGAGCAUGACGACGAGGAGUUCCUCAGAAUAAUUAAAACCAAUGAUGACUUACUCAAGGCCUCCAGUGUGGCUAAUCCUGCUGAUUUCAUCCCAUGUUUCCGUUACCUCCCACUAAAAAUUAUAAAUGGUCCCCGGGAGUUUUAUCAGGCCUUGAAUCAAUUUAUUGCACUACAUGUACAAGAUCAUCUUACUACAUACGAUAAGGACCACAUCCGAGACAUUACUGAUGCUCUAAUUAAUGUAUGCCACAACAAACACGCUGCUAUCAAAACAGCCACCUUAAAUGAUGAUGAAGUCAUAAGCACCAUGAAUGACAUCUUUGGAGCUGGAUUUGAAACAGUAUCAACAUGUCUAUAUUGGAGUUUUCUUUAUUUGAUAUACUAUCCAGAAAUCCAAGCCAAAAUUCAAGAAGAAAUUGAUGGAAAUAUUGGGCAGAAACCACCCCGAUUUGAAGACAGAAAAAUAUUACCCUACACAGAAGCUUUCAUAAAUGAAGUAUGCAGGCAUUCCUCCUUUAUUCCUUUUACUAUUCCACAUUGCACUACAGCAGACACAACUCUGAACGGCUAUUUCAUUCCCAAGAAGACUUGCACCUUUAUUAACAUGUAUCAAGUAAAUCAUGAUGAGACUAUUUGGGAUAAUCCUAAUUUAUUUAUACCUGAGAGGUUUCUAACUGAAAAUGGGGAACUGAAUAAAAGCCUUGUUGAAAAAGUUUUGAUAUUUGGAAUGGGAAUCCGCAAAUGUCUCGGAGAAGAUGUUGCACGAAAUGAGGUGUUCAUCUUCAUCACCACGGUCCUGCAACAGCUCAGGCUGAAAAAGCUCCCCGGAGCAGCCCUGGAUCUGACACCCACGUAUGGGCUCGCCAUGAAGCCAAAGCCCUACCGACUCCUGUCAGAGUCCCGCGCCCUGGGGAGUGGGCGUCCUUAGACUCUCACUUAGUCUCCGCGGGGUUGGAGGGUUUCUUAGCUGAGUCAGAAAAUGUAUGCGAUUUGAAUUUAUUUCAGAGAGCAUUUAAAGAGUAUAUCCUUCAGCUGUGCUAUUAGUUCAGUUCUUCCUCUAUCUCAGUACAAAAGUGCUUUUUAGGUUUCUGGGGCAGCCUCAGUUCUAGUCUCACAAGGCUCUUUCAGGAGGAUAAUGAAAUGCGAUGCAAUUCAGGGAUUUUAUAACUGUCUGAGGUAGUGGUGACCCCAUGUCAGAUGACUUUGAAAAGAAGGGACAGACGAGUGUCAAAUUGAGCAGAGAGACAAGGACCUUUGUCCUUCCCUUUUUAACAGUCUCAAAUAGGUAUCGUUUUACACAGAGGGUUCAGAAUAAGAAUAAUGUUCUAAUGACAAAUGUUUCUUUACAUGGAUAUGGGAAAUAGGUGCUCAAGAGGUAACUCAGGGAGCUAGAGUUGCCUAGGAUAGCAGAAGUAUACUUUGUGGUGGUAAUAAAUGAGAGGCAGAGAAAAGAGAGGAAGGCAUAUUUCUUCAAAAUGCUUAUACAAAUACAGUAGCAUUCUGAGAUGCUGGGGUUAGGAUAUCAACAUACAUUUUGGUGGAGACAUAAUUCAGUUCAUAUAAACAUAUUAUAAGAUAGCAAUAAAAAUAUUCAUAUACUUUUCUACAUAGGAUCCAGUACUGGGUAUAUACUUCUUUCAUGGAAUUUGUUAAUGAGUUAAGACAUAUAAAGAACAUAAAAUGAACAGUGGGACACCAUGAAUUUCAGAGUGAAGCUUUAAAGCGUGUUGUGUUACAAAAGACAUAGAAUUCAAGCAGGGUGAUUAAAAGCCUUCUGGCGUCUAACCCGAAUGAGAGGUUCUAUUCUGACUUUAGUGCAAAUAAGAGCACUGAGAGGUGUGACUCUAGAUAAUAACCAGCUCGAUCUGGGAUAUGACAAUGGAAAUAGAGAAGUUAAAUAAUUCAGAGAUGUUGA